GUUAACUUUAUACUAGUAUGUCACUUUGAGUCACGGAGUUAAGUUGACAUGGUCAAAGACGCCUUUAGCUCUGUUUCCUUUAUUGUCUUCAUACUCUGUUUCUUUAUCAAGAAAAACAAAAAAAAAAACAGAACGCAAAACAGAGUAAAACGAAAAUAAUGUCGAUUCUUCUGUAUUUCAUCUUGUUUCUUCUUCCUCCCACUCUUUUUGCUUUAUUAUUCAUGAAGAAAAUAAAAGAUCCGAAAAAAAAUCUUCCUCCGAGCCCACCAAAGCUUCCGAUUAUCGGAAACCUACACCAGUUUCGAGGAUUGUUUCAUAGAUGUCUUCACGAUCUCGCCAAGAAACACGGACCCGUGUUGCUUCUGCGUCUAGGUUUUGUCAAUAUGGUUGUGAUCUCAUCAAAGGAAGCCGCUGAAGAAGUUCUUAAAACACACGACCAUGAGUGCUGUACGAGACCAAAGACGAUCGCCUCAUCAAAAUUUACGCGUAACGGUAAAGACAUAGCCUUUGCCCCAUAUGGUGAGGUUACGAAAGUGUUGCGCAAGCUUUCGGUUCUUAACUUUUUCAGCACGAAAAAGGUUCGAUCGUUUAGGUACAUAAGAGAAGAAGAGAAUGAUUUGAUGGUCAAGAAACUUAAGGAAUCGGCUCUAAAGAAAUCUUCGGUAGAUUUGAGCCAAACACUUUUCUGUCUAGUUGGAAAUAUUAUAUUCAGAUCCGCCUUUGGACAGCGUUUUGACGAGAGCAAGCACGUCAAUCAGGAAAAGAUCAAAGAACUCAUGUUUGAGGUCCAGACAGUUGGGUCUCUAAGUAGCUCUGAUCUUUUCCCUACUGGUGUGGGAUGGUUUAUGGACUUUGUGUCAGGACGAUCUAAGAAACUUCACAAAGUUUUCGUCGAGGUUGAUACUCUGAUGAAUCAUAUUAUUGAUGAUCACCUGAGAAACCCUAUAGAAGAAACAACUCUUGACCGUCCUGAUAUCAUCGAUUCGCUCUUAGAUAUUACAAAUAAACAAGAGCAAGAUGAAUCUUUCAAGCUCACCAUUGAUCAUCUCAAAGGAAUCAUCCAAGAUAUAUAUCUUGCUGGAGUAGACACAAGUGCCAUCACCAUGAUUUGGGCAAUGACAGAGCUGGUUAGAAACCCACGUGUGAUGAAGAAAGCUCAAGAUGAGAUCCGAAGUUGCAUUGGAAUCAAACAAAAUGGAAGAAUCGAUGAAGAAGAUGUUGAUAAGCUUCAAUACUUGAAGCUUGUGAUCAAAGAAACCUUAAGGCUACACCUAGCAGCUCCUCUUUUACUUCCAAGAGAAACAAUGGUUGAUAUCAAGAUUCAAGGCUACGACAUUCCUCGGAAAACCAUUCUUUUGGUUAACGCAUGGUCGAUAGGACGAGAUCCAAAACUCUGGGAAAACCCUGAAGAGUUUAAUCCGGAGAGGUUUAUCAAUUCUCCUAUUGACUACAAAGGAAAUAACUUUGAGAUGUUACCAUUUGGUUCUGGUCGGAGGAUAUGUCCAGGGAUAGCUUUUGGUAUUUCAACUGUUGAAUUGGGACUCUUGAACUUUCUUUACUUCUUUGAUUGGAGAAUGCCUGAGGAGAAUCAAGACAUGGACAUGGAAGAAGCUGGUGAUGCCACCAUUGUUAAGAAAGUUCCUCUUAAGCUUCUCCCAGUUCUUUAUCAUUAAAAAAAAAUGAAAAAAAAACAAAAAACAAAAAAUCCUCAUAUUUGAAUGAAAUUAUAUAUUGUAAUUUUUGUUGAAAUAAAUAGGGUGACAUGUUGUUUGGAUAAAAAUAAUAGUAAUGUUAAAAGUUUGACGGAGACA
Camelina sativa (false flax) is the source of this 1811-nucleotide messenger RNA. Its product is annotated as cytochrome P450 71B3. Gene Ontology annotation, molecular function: heme binding; iron ion binding; monooxygenase activity. The record is from RefSeq and is a predicted model, not a curated record. NCBI's taxonomy places the organism in Eukaryota, Viridiplantae, Streptophyta, Magnoliopsida, Brassicales, Brassicaceae.